GUGUGGAGCAGGGGCGGACUGACCAUUUGGUAACUUGGGCACUGCCCGAGGGCCCGGGGUCAGUAGGGGGCCCCAUGAGAUGCUCCUGGUACCUUUUUCAUAGGCUUUUUUGAGUUUGGGCAAGGACACAGGGGCCCCUAUGAUCCCCUAUUGCCCGGGGGCCCCAUGAGUUGUCAGUCCGCCCCUGGUGUGGAGUCAUCACCAGAGCCUACAAACGCACAAGAUUCACUUGCAUGUUUGCAUUCAUUUUUUGUGGACACUGAUGCCCCUGGUACCUUUUUCAUAGGCUUUUUUGAUUUGGGCAAGGACACAGGGGCCCCAUGAUCCCCUAUUGCCCGGGGGCCCCAU
This is a messenger RNA of Staurois parvus, 348 nucleotides long. NCBI's taxonomy places the organism in Eukaryota, Metazoa, Chordata, Amphibia, Anura, Ranidae. The record is from the annotation of a GenBank genome assembly.